CGCUGUUUGAACGCAGCCAUGGCGGCCGGUGCGGCGGCGCUGCCCGAGGAAUGGCGGCUCUACCUCCUGCCGAUCCGCACCGCCACCUUCCGCAGCUGGCCCUUCACCGAGGGCUGCGCCUGCACGCCAGAGCGGAUGGCGGCGGCGGGUUUCAUCCACUGCCCCAGCGAAAACAGCCCCGACGUAGCGCAGUGCUUCUUCUGCUUCAAGGAGCUGGAGGGCUGGGAGCCCGACGACGACCCCCUGUUGGAACACAAAAAACACUCCGCGGGCUGCGCUUUUCUUUCCCUUCAGAAAGAUCCUACUGACCUGACACUGCAGGAGUUUCUGAAACUGGACAAAAAAAGAAUGAAAAAUGCAAUUAAAAAAGGCAUUUCUCAGAAGGUGACUGAGGUUGAAGAUGCAGCCAAGAAUGUGCGUCAUGAGAUAGAGAACAUGGCCCCUUAGGCUGCUGCAGCUUCUCACUUGCCGGUGACAUCUGCCUUGUGUGUCUGCUCUGGCACUGCCACUUCAGCUGAAUGGCUGUGUUUCCUGGAACUGAACUCUACUUUACUCACCUCAGUCUGUCCAAGAAGUACCUAGGGUUUGAUGCACUGCAUACAUCAUCUUUUCUGCAGGGAUUUUCCUAUUCUUCCUGUUGAUUUAGUUAAGGAUUGCUACUUGUGGUUUUAUUUGUUUGGUUGCGUUUAUUUUUCCCUUUAAACCUAUCUGUUUCCAUUUUGGAGAUGCUGGUAUCUCUGGUGCAACAACUUGUGUUCCUUCCAGGAGCUGGCAGGUACUGUCAUUUUUAUACUGAAUAUAUACCAAUGUCUUUGGAUACUUUUGGAAAGAAAAAGGGGGAAGGAGCUUUAAAACUCCUUCAGGGAUUUAGGAUUGUGGGUAAUGUGUAUUUAUACCAAAUCUUAGCAUGCUUGGUAUCCUUGUAAACUUGUGUUUGUAAUUAGCUGCUGCCUCAUGUCGAUGCAUUUAUAAAUAAAAGUUAAAGGCAAAACAGCAAA
Colius striatus (speckled mousebird) is the source of this 998-nucleotide messenger RNA. RefSeq names its product baculoviral IAP repeat containing 5 (gene BIRC5). NCBI's taxonomy places the organism in Eukaryota, Metazoa, Chordata, Aves, Coliiformes, Coliidae. The coding region runs from base 19 to 447 and encodes 142 amino acids. The transcript is spliced from 4 exons. The record is from RefSeq and is a predicted model, not a curated record.